GGCGCCCUCCUCACCGACGAGCAGGUCGCCGACAACGUGAUCGGCGUGCUGUUCGCGGCGCAGGACACGACGGCCAGCAUGCUCACCUGGAUCGUCAAGUACCUCCACGACCACCCGAAGCUGCUCGAGGACGUCCGGGCGGAGCAGGCGGCGAUCCGCGAGGCCAACGACGGCGGGAAGCGGCCGCUGACGUGGGCGCAGACGAGGAGCAUGACGCUGACGAAUAGGGUGAUUUUGGAGAGCUUAAGGAUGGCGAGCAUCAUCUCCUUCACCUUCAGGGAGGCCGUGGCUGACGUGGAGUACAAAGAUGCCCUUAUCCCCAAGGGGUGGAAGGUGAUGCCGCUGUUCAGGAACAUCCAUCACAGCCCGGACUACUUCCAGGAUCCACACAAGUUCGACCCUUCUAGAUUCGAGGUGGCGCCGCGACCAAGCACCUUCACGCCGUUUGGGAGCGGGGUGCACGCGUGCCCCGGCAACGAGCUGGCCAAGCUCGAGAUGCUGGUACUCAUCCACCACCUGGUCACCGGCUACAGGUGGGAGACUGUUGGAUCGAGUGACGAGGUCGAGUACAGCCCAUUCCCUAUUCCCCGGCAUGGACUGCUCGCCAAAUUGCGCAAAGAUAACAGUGUGGGUGUGGAUAACAAGGAGUGCAAGACCGAUGAUAAUUGCGAUGGCAAAGCAAAUUGUGUGAUUAUUCAGUAACCUAGACUGUUAGACUCUAGGGAACUCUUUUUGGUUGCCAUUCGAUCUUCUCUAGUAAAGUCAGUGGAGAAGAAACAACAUUUUUCUUCUUCAUUUUUAGGAUGAUGCUGGUGAUAAAAAUGUACCAUAGAGUUUAAUAGUCGAUGAUGUACUCUCA
Lolium rigidum is the source of this 859-nucleotide messenger RNA. RefSeq names its product abscisic acid 8'-hydroxylase 3-like. Gene Ontology annotation, molecular function: iron ion binding; (+)-abscisic acid 8'-hydroxylase activity; heme binding. The record is from RefSeq and is a predicted model, not a curated record. NCBI's taxonomy places the organism in Eukaryota, Viridiplantae, Streptophyta, Magnoliopsida, Poales, Poaceae. Gene Ontology annotation, biological process: sterol metabolic process. The annotation marks the transcript as partial. The transcript has 5 exons.